Menidia menidia (Atlantic silverside) is the source of this 1041-nucleotide messenger RNA. The record is from the annotation of a GenBank genome assembly. Lineage: Eukaryota; Metazoa; Chordata; Actinopteri; Atheriniformes; Atherinopsidae.
UUGGUGGCCGGUCGCGAUAAGUACAGUGUGCACAGCUACCUCGUCGCCAUUAUAUGCGAGACGGGCGCGAGGAUGGCCUUUUGGAAGCCUGGUCUGCAAAAUGAGCGGGAUGGUGCAAGGGAUUUCUGUCUCAGCGUCCGUCUUCACUCUGGUUGCUAUUGCUGUAGACAGUUCCUGUUCCUGUCGGAGGUGCUCCAGUGGAGAGCCCAGACCACCCCGGACCACGUCCUCUACACGCUGCUCAACUCCAGGGGGGCGACGUCCAGCUCCCUGACCUGCGUCCAGCUGCACAAAAGGGCCGAGAAGAUCGCCGCCAUGCUGUCCGAACGCGGCCAGCUGCAGGACGGGGACCACGGGGCGACGUCCAGCUCCCUGACCUGCGUCCAGCUGCACAAAAGGGCCGAGAAGAUCGCCGCCAUGCUGUCCGAACGCGGCCAGCUGCAGGACGGGGACCACGUGGCCCUGGUCUACCCCCCAGGUCUCGACCUCAUCGUGGCGUUUUACGGCUGCCUGUACGCCGGCUGCGUGCCCAUCACGGUGCGGCCGCCACACCCGCAGAACAUCGCCACCACGCUGCCCACCGUCAAGAUGAUCGUCGAGGUGAGCCGGUCGGUGUGCGUGAUGACCACGCAGGGCGUGGCCCGGCUGCUGAGGUCCAGGGAAGCAAUGGCCGCCGUGGACGUGCGCUCCUGGCCGCCCGUCAUGGACACGGGUGAGAAACGGCUCCAUUUGGGCCGGUUUUAUCCCUCACUCAGCAAAACGGGCCGGUCGGUGUGUGUGAUGACCACGCAGGGCGUGGCCCGGCUGCUGAGGUCCAGGGAAGCAAUGGCCGCCGUGGACGUGCGCUCCUGGCCGCCCGUCAUGGACACGGGUUCGUUUGGCUUCCAGACCCACAGCCCUGGUUCCCACCAUCUGGCUCAUCCUGGUGGACGCCAGCUAUCUCUCAAUCCAAAGGUUCCCAACAACAAACCCGAGAGCAGAUCGAUUUUAGUAGCCUUGGAGAAAAGACUCCAAGAGUUCUCCCUAAGUCCCAGUGUUUGA